AUGACCAAACAAUAUAGUCAAGCAAAACAAAUUUCCAUGUUGGCCGUAUCCAAAAAAAAAAAAAAAAUUGUCUCCUACAUUUUGAGUCUUUCACCUCUAUCAAGAGGAAGAUUGUACUGAAGGGGAAACUGAUGGAUUAUAUCACCUCCAUUGCCAUUAUCCCCCUGCUGGUUGGCUGCAUGGGAAUCUUCGGUCUCUUCAAGUUUCUGCAAUGGGUACGAAUGAAGGCCUACAUCCAGGAUUCUGUAGUCGUUAUUACAGGGGCAACCUCUGGCCUGGGGAAAGAAUGUGCUAAGGUUUUUUAUGCUGCUGGUGCCAAGUUAAUUCUUUGUGGACGAAGCAAUGAGAGGCUAGAAGAACUCAUUGGAGAACUCAUUGCUACUAACAUAAAAAAGGUGGAGACACACAGGCCUCAUGCUGUAGUCUUUGACCUUGCUGAAUCUAAAACUAUAGUCCCCGCAGCGAAUGAAAUUCUCAAGUACAAUGGCCAUGUGGACAUAUUAAUCAAUAAUGCAGGAGUCAGCUAUCGGGGCACAAUAAUGGACACUGCACUGGAAGUGGACAAAAAAGUGAUGGAGACAAACUACUUUGGUCCAGUUGCCUUAACCAAAGCAAUUCUACCAUCCAUGAUAGAGAAGAAACAAGGUCACAUUGUUGUGAUUAGCAGCAUUCAAGGCAAAAUCAGUGUUCCUUUCAGAUCAGCAUAUGCAGCCUCCAAGCAUGCAACCCAAGCCUUCUUUGAUUGCCUGCGAGCGGAGGUGGAGCAGCAUGAUAUUGAAGUGACUGUAAUCUGUCCUGGCUAUAUCCAAACCAAUCUCUCUCUCAAUGCCCUGACUGCAGAUGGAUCCAAAUACGGAAUUAUGGACAAAACCACGGCCACCGGCAGAAGUCCUACAGAAGUGGCUCAUGCUGUCCUCACAGCCGUGGGGAAGAAGAAGAAGGAAGUGAUGGUGGCAGACCUGUUGCCUUGUUUGGCCAUCUCCCUGAGAACUCUGUCUCCUCGGCUCUUCUUCUACUUCAUGGCCAUGAGAGCCAGAAAGGAAAGGAAAGGAAAGAACUCUUAGUCAUACUUCAGAGAGGCUUCAUCCAAGACCAAGCACAUGCUGCCAUAUCUUGGUUGGUUGUGGUAUGCGCAGCAAUUGAACCAAUGGAAACAUUAAUUAAAAGGUCUAAUCAGUGGGGAAGGUGGUGGAGCUGUUUGCAACGGAUCACUGGGCAGCCUCUUGUGGCAGGGAAAAAAGGAACUGAGCUCAAAAGGGAAAGGAAUGAAACUUCUAUAUCCCAGAAACUAACUGUGAAUCAAAUGAAUAGUACAAGCCAGAGUCUGAUGGGCACAAUGUGUACCUGCUGGAGAAACCAAGCUGCUAAUCCUACCCUCUCCUAUCAACCAGGCCUUUGGGCCAGAAGAAAUAGCAAGAUAUCUAUCUCUUCCAGUGGUUUGACAAGCCUUGGCUUAUCAAGAGUUAUUUAGGCUAUUAAUCUUCAGCACACAACUCAUCCCUAGCCCUUCCUGGAAGGCUCUAUGCAUUUUAAAAAUGAUUUCUUCUGUCCAUUUUACAGAAUUGCUCAACUGUUUUUUUUUUUUUUUUUAAAUUCUGACCUGUGAAUUCAGGUGUAUGAGGAACUUUAGGUGUGGAGAUUCCUUCUCUUUGUCAGGCAGUUUUCUUAGGCAGUUAAGUCUUGGGCACUGAGAAGGUUAAGUAACUUGUCGAUGAUUACAGUUAGUAUAUUUCAGAAGUAGGACUUGAACUCAGGUCUUCUGACUCCAAGGUCAGCCAAGGUCCACAACAUCAUGUGCCAGAUUGUUCAGCAUCUGAACAAUCAUCAUCUUAGCAUUUAACCUCAAUGUUGUAGUGAUCCUGGACUUCAGAGCUUCUGACAUAUCCCAGAUUUUAUUGAAAUUAGAAUUUCAGAGAAAUGUCAGAUUGACCCCUAUCCAAUGCAAUACCAUAAUAAACAUAAGGUGGCAAAUAUUUAAAAUACAUCGAUAGGAAUUGAGCACUAGCUACUAGUGGCAGUUUAUGGCCCAGCUGUAAUCCAAAAGCAGGAAUUCAGAAAUCUCCUUAGGCAAAGGGAGUGACUGAAAGUGAGCAGCACAGAGCCUUUUGGAGGAUGCAGUAAGUAAUUUGUUAGCUCUCUGACUCCUGGGUUCUGAGCCAAAACACCUUUCUUAUAACUGGCUUGAAAUCUAGUGAGCAGGUCAGAUUCUGUUCUGAGGCUUAAGAAACUAUUUCUGUUCACUGACUUCUGCCUUUAAUGGGUCCAAAAUAGAGAUUCUUCCCCCACCCCACCCCCAUCUAGCUACACAGGCCACAGGUCUGACCAGCCAAGUAUGGCCACCCCGAAGUGAAAUUAGCCAGCAUGCCCCUUGCGGGGAGGGGUUAGUCUGUAGUUACAAUUCCUGGGAAGGAGGAGAAUUUGGGGGUGUUUUUUCUGGUUUCCAGCCUUCCCCAACCCAGGCUGUCCUGGACAUUCCAGGGAUUCUUGGUUGUGUUGUGGAAGCAGAUAAAAUGCAAGAGGUGGUUCUCUUCCUACCCCAGAGCACUUGCAGACACUUGAACUUGCUGUUGUCUAGGCCCUUAUCAGGAGGGAGACUUUCUCCAGUUUUCUCAGCAGGAAGCGAGCGAGACUAGCUAAUAAGUGAAACAAGCCAGUACAUCGAUCAGUAAGCCCGAGACCUGGAGGCUGGUUAGAUUUCUGAUCCCAAUUCUGAAUGGAAUAAAACUGUGCUGUAAUUUCACUUCCUCUCAGUAGGGGUGAGCAUGACCAUAGUGUUCCAUUGUAUCCUUCCCUUCAGUGAAUAUCCCCAGAGUACAGCUGUACCUUAAACUUGUAUAUUUGCAAUAUUAAACAAGGACAUUUACAAGUGA
Messenger RNA from Gracilinanus agilis (Agile Gracile Mouse Opossum), 2870 nucleotides. RefSeq names its product dehydrogenase/reductase 7B (gene DHRS7B). Gene Ontology annotation, cellular component: membrane. The record is from RefSeq and is a predicted model, not a curated record. The coding region runs from base 132 to 1064 and encodes 310 amino acids. Gene Ontology annotation, molecular function: oxidoreductase activity. Lineage: Eukaryota; Metazoa; Chordata; Mammalia; Didelphimorphia; Didelphidae. The transcript is spliced from 8 exons.